Notolabrus celidotus (New Zealand spotty) is the source of this 1772-nucleotide messenger RNA. It is a transcript of the gene rag2, whose product is annotated as recombination activating gene 2. NCBI's taxonomy places the organism in Eukaryota, Metazoa, Chordata, Actinopteri, Labriformes, Labridae. Gene Ontology annotation, molecular function: protein binding; sequence-specific DNA binding. Gene Ontology annotation, cellular component: nucleus; DNA recombinase complex. The transcript is spliced from 2 exons. Gene Ontology annotation, biological process: V(D)J recombination. The record is from RefSeq and is a predicted model, not a curated record. The coding region runs from base 59 to 1660 and encodes 533 amino acids.
CUCACACUAAAGUAAACUCAAAUCAUCCCGGCCAAGGCCAAAAGACACUUACAGGAGAAUGACCCUGCAACCAGUAACUCCAGUGAACUGUGCCGGCCUCCUUCAGCCUGGCUGCUCUCUGCUGCAGCUGGACAGGGAAGUUCUUCUGUUUGGCCAGAAGGGUUGGCCCAAGCGCUCAUGUCCAACGGGGGUGUUUGGGAUUCGACUUAAAAAUGGUGAGAUGAAGCUGAGGGCCAUCUCCUUCUCCAAUGAAUCCUGUUACCUGCCUCCACUGCGUUGUCCAGCUGUCUGUCGCCUUGACCCCUACGAUGGGCUCCCUGAGAGCUACCUCAUCCAUGGGGGACGCACACCAAAUAACGAGAUCUCCUCCAGCCUGUACUUGCUAACCAUGGAUAGCCGUGGCUGCAAUCGUAAGCUGACCCUGUGCUGCAAAGAGAAAGAAAUGGUGGGAGAGUUGCCAGGGGCCCGAUAUGGUCACACAAUGAGCAUGGUUCAAAGCAACGGGAAGACAGCUUGUGUAGUUUUUGGUGGUAGAUCCAACAUGCCUACAGGAGAGCGCACCUCGGAGAGCUGGAACAGCGUUGUUGACUGUCCUCCUCAGGUGUUCCUGUUUGACUUGGAGUUUGGUUGCUCCUCUGCUCAUUCCUUACCUGAGCUCAGUGAUGGACAGUCCUUUCAUUUGGCUUUAGCACGAGAAGACUGUAUCUACUUCCUCGGUGGUCACUCCAUUACAUCUGAUUCCCGCCCCCCACGACUUUUCCGCCUGCGUGUUGAACUCCUACAGGGCAGCCCACUGCUCUCCUGUGAGACUCUACACACAGGCAUAUCCAUCUCUAGUGCCAUAAUGACCCGCACUGGUCCCUCUCAUAGAUACAUCAUCUUAGGUGGGUAUAAGUCUGACUCUCAGAAGAGGAUGGAAUGCAGCAUGGUGAUUCUGGAUGAAAAGGGGAUUCACAUAGAGCCCUUGGAGCCACCUAAGUGGACCCAAGAUGUUGUCCAAAGUCGCACUUGGUUUGGUGGCAGUGCUGGGGAAGGAAACAUCCUGUUUGCUGUACCUACAGAGGGAAGGCCAUCACAGCCAGAUAUGCAUUACUUCUAUCAUGUGAGCUUCCAGACGGAGGGAGACGGCAAAGACGAAGAAGGAAUGCAGGGAUGUAGCCAAGAGUCGACAGAAUACGAUGACUCUCCUCCUUUGGAAGACUCUGAGGAGCUCUACUUUGGUCGUGAGCCUCAUGAGCUGGAAGACAGCAGUGACGGGGAAGAAUAUACCUACAAUGAGGGUGAUGAGGAGGACGAAUCACAAACAGGCUACUGGAUCAAAUGCAGUCUUGAAUGCCAUUUGGAUCCCAACACAUGGGAGCCGUACUACUCCACUGAGCUCCACAGGCCGGCAAUGAUCUUCUGCUCCAAAGGGGAGGGGGGACACUGGGUUCACGCUCAGUGCAUGGAGCUGUCAGAAACCCUGCUGCUCAAGCUCUCUCAAGGCAGCAAGAAGUACUUCUGUCUGGAUCAUGGAGGUCUGCCCUACCAGGAAAUGACCCCACCGCGACAGAUAACUCCUCUGAAGCGGACCCCCCUGAAGGUUAAGGACAGGAAGACUCCUCCAACAAUCAAGAUGUCCCCGGCAAAGAAAAGCUUUUUCAGAAGGCUCUUUGACUGAAUCCAGUUCAAUGACAAUGAUUUGUUUGCAUGCUCAGUGUUAAGAAAGAUGUAUAAUGUGUCAAUGAUGAGCAUCACUUGUGUAACUUAGAAAAUAAAAGGAUGAAAAAUGA